GGAAAGAGCCUUUUUUCCUCCCUCCACCGCCCCUGCCGAACGCCUUUCGUUUUUUGCCCCCGCGGAUCUUCCAUGUAGGAAGUCGAGGCUGGCGAGCCCGACACUCGGGAGCCGCUGCGGGGGGGCGUCUUUUGGUGGAGGCGCCGACCGGGGCAGGCUCGGCCGCCCCCAGGGAAGCGGCGGCCGCGUUUGUCCGGGGCGCGCCGGGGCCCGAGAGCCGCGCAGGGCGCGGGCCUCGCGGGGUGGGGCAGCCGAAGCGCAGGCCCCUGAGCCCCGGCGGGCGCCCCCCGGUCCCCGCGCGCGCCCCGGCCUCCGGGAGACUGGCGCAUGCCACGGAGCGCCCCUCGGGCCGCCGCCGCUCCUGCCCGGGCUCCUGCUGCUGCUCCUGUCGCCUGCGCCUGCUGCCCCAACUCGGCGCCCGACUUCUUCAUGGUGUGCGGAGGUCAUGUUCGCUCUUUAGCCGGCAAACGACUUUUCUCCUCGCCUCCUCGCCCCGCAUGUUCAGGACCAAACGAUCGGCGCUCGUCCGGCGUCUCUGGAGGAGCCGUGCGCCCGGCGGCGAGGACGAGGAGGAGGGCGCGGGGGGAGGUGGAGAGCCGCGGGGGGAAGGGGCGACGGACGGACGGGCGCAUGGGGCCGGAGGCGGCGGCGCGGGCAGGGCUGGCUGCUGCAUGGGCAAGGCGGUCAGAGGUGCCAAAGGUCACCACCAUUCCCAUCCCCCAGCCGCGGGCGCCGGCGCGGCCGGGGGCGCCGAGGCGGAUCUGAAGGCGCUCACGCACUCGGUGCUCAAGAAACUGAAGGAGCGGCAGCUGGAGCUGCUGCUCCAGGCCGUGGAGUCCCGCGGCGGUACCCGCACCGCGUGCCUCCUGCUGCCCGGCCGCCUGGACUGCAGGUUGGGCCCGGGGACACCCGCCAGCGCACAGCCCGCGCAGUCGCCCUCGUCCUAUUCACUCCCCCUCCUGCUGUGCAAAGUGUUCAGGUGGCCGGAUCUCAGGCAUUCCUCGGAAGUCAAGAGGCUGUGUUGCUGUGAAUCUUACGGGAAGAUCAACCCCGAGCUGGUGUGCUGCAACCCCCAUCACCUUAGCCGACUCUGCGAACUAGAGUCUCCCCCUCCUCCUUACUCCAGAUACCCGAUGGAUUUUCUCAAACAAACUGACUGUCCAGAUGCUGUGCCUUCCUCCGCUGAAACAGGGGGAACGAAUUAUCUGGCCCCUGGGGGGCUUUCAGAUUCCCAACUUCUUCUGGAGCCUGGGGAUCGGUCACACUGGUGCGUGGUGGCAUACUGGGAGGAGAAGACAAGAGUGGGGAGGCUCUACUGCGUCCAGGAGCCCUCCCUGGACAUCUUCUAUGAUCUACCUCAGGGGAAUGGCUUUUGCCUCGGACAGCUCAAUUCGGACAACAAGAGUCAGCUGGUGCAGAAGGUGCGGAGCAAAAUCGGCUGCGGCAUCCAGCUGACACGGGAAGUGGACGGCGUGUGGGUGUACAACCGCAGCAGUUACCCCAUCUUCAUCAAGUCAGCCACACUGGACAACCCGGACUCCAGGACGCUGUUGGUACACAAGGUGUUCCCCGGUUUCUCCAUCAAGGCUUUUGACUACGAGAAAGCGUACAGCCUGCAGCGGCCCAACGACCACGAGUUCAUGCAGCAGCCGUGGACUGGCUUCACGGUGCAGAUCAGCUUCGUGAAGGGCUGGGGCCAGUGCUACACCCGCCAGUUCAUCAGCAGCUGCCCGUGCUGGCUGGAGGUCAUCUUCAACAGCCGGUAGCCACGUGGGAAGAGGACGGAGCUUGAGCCGAGCAGGCCACAAUUCAAACUACUUUGCUGCUAGUAUUUUCCUCCUGAGUGCUUGCUCUUCGUGCAGACUCUUUGGUCUUUUUUUUUUCUCCCCCCUCGUUCUUGUUUGUGUUUUUUUUUGUUUUGUUCUUUGAGAAAUAGCUUAUGAAAAGAAUUGUUGGUUUUUUGGGGGAGGAGGGGGUACGGUUGGCAGGACACCCCAUGGUGAAAGGACAAGCAAAAAUGAGACAACCACCAAACAUAGUGUAUGAUUGGGGAGUAGUCCUUAACUUGGGGGUCAUCAUUUCACUUGUCAGAAGUAUACAUGUGAUGAGUGAGUGUGUGUGCUGCGAGUGUGUGCUUGUGUGUGCACCUACGUGUGUGAACGGCAGAUGGGGGAAACGGCAUCCUCUUUGUGUUCCUUAUGGAUGUCUCCAGCUGAGAGGUUUGUGGUCCCAAGCUGUGUCUCUCUUGCCCUUUGAACGUGCUUGGUGGGCAGAGUCAGAACCUGGGCGAGCUGGCAGCGGGUGUCCCGACAGCUGCUGGAAGCCAGGCUCUGCCCCCAGCCUGGGGAAGCCCCCGCCCUGCCUCCCCCCUUCUCGGACACGGGCCUGUCCACAGGCUUCCUAGAAGCUACCUGGCUAGAGUCCCAACCAGAACCAGUGGUUUUCACCUUUGCCGCGCCCCCCUCCUGCCACCUGCUCCUGGAUCUCUCUGAGAGGGGCUCCCGUGGGCUGCCAGGGCAGCCCUGUCACAGUAUUGCUCACCCACCACCCUCUCUGCCCCUUCAGCCUCUCUCCGACCCCAGCGACUUCAGGUUUUUCCCAGACUUAGAAAACCAGCUCAGCACUUUGCUCCCCUCCACAGCCUGCGUGUUGUGCCCUGCUGUUAGACCAGCGAGGGACACUUCCCCGGGGGGACACUUCUCGGUGGCCCCCCUUCCCACCAAGAAGGACCUGGUCCAUCAUAACCCAAGGUACCCCCGAGGCUGACACCUAACUGUUCUUUCAUUUCUUCUACAACUCAUACACUCGUAUGAUACUUCGACACUGUUCUUAGCUCAAUGAGCAUGUUUAGACUUUAACAUAAGCUAUUUUUCUAACUACAAAGGUUUAAAUGAACAAGAGAAGCAUUCUCAUUGGAAAUUUAGCAUUGUAGUGCUUUGAGAGAGAAAGGACUCCUGAGAAAAAAAACCCUGAGAUUUAUUAAA
Choloepus didactylus (southern two-toed sloth) is the source of this 2984-nucleotide messenger RNA. RefSeq names its product SMAD family member 7 (gene SMAD7). Lineage: Eukaryota; Metazoa; Chordata; Mammalia; Pilosa; Megalonychidae. Gene Ontology annotation, cellular component: heteromeric SMAD protein complex. The transcript is spliced from 4 exons. Gene Ontology annotation, biological process: anatomical structure morphogenesis; transforming growth factor beta receptor signaling pathway; SMAD protein signal transduction. The record is from RefSeq and is a predicted model, not a curated record. Bases 498 to 1766 code for a protein of 422 amino acids. Gene Ontology annotation, molecular function: I-SMAD binding; transcription regulator inhibitor activity.